Messenger RNA from Eufriesea mexicana, 2214 nucleotides. RefSeq lists its product as uncharacterized. The record is from RefSeq and is a predicted model, not a curated record. NCBI's taxonomy places the organism in Eukaryota, Metazoa, Arthropoda, Insecta, Hymenoptera, Apidae. The transcript has 8 exons. Gene Ontology annotation, molecular function: cGMP binding; protein-containing complex binding; intracellularly cGMP-activated cation channel activity. Bases 1 to 2214 code for a protein of 737 amino acids. Gene Ontology annotation, cellular component: plasma membrane; intracellular cyclic nucleotide activated cation channel complex. Gene Ontology annotation, biological process: monoatomic cation transmembrane transport.
AUGAGAAACAAGGGAGUAGUUAACGCGCUCAUUGGUUUUGUGUCGACAUCUAGCGGCGUUGGAGUAGCAAAGUUGGAUGGAGUGAAAACCUAUAUGAGGAUGAGGAGAGUGCCAAAGCAUCUUCAGGUGAAGGUGAUCAAAUGGUUCGACUACCUUUGGCUGACGCAAAAAUGUUCGGACGAAGAAAAAGCUGUCAGCUGUCUUCCCGACAAGCUGAAGGCCGAAAUCGCGAUAAACGUUCACCUGGACACGUUGCGGAGGGUGGAGAUCUUCCAGAACACGGAGGCUGGCUUCCUGUGCGAGCUGGUGCUAAGACUGCGACCCGUACUUUUCUCACCUGGCGACUACAUCUGUCGCAAAGGUGAGGUAGGCAAGGAGAUGUACAUAGUGAACAGAGGGCGACUGCAGGUGGUGACUGAUAACGGGAAGACAGUCCUCGCUACCCUUAAGGCUGGUUCCUACUUCGGAGAGAUCAGCAUUCUCAAUAUGAGGACUGCAGGUAACCGGCGAACAGCCAGUGUGCGCUCGGUGGGCUACUCGGACCUCUUCGUCCUCAGCAAGAAGGACAUGUGGGACGUCCUGAAGGAAUAUCCCGCGGCCAGGAUCAGACUGGAAGCCAUCGCAGUGAAGAGGCUGGAGAAGUAUAAGAGGGCUCCCCUCGAGAAAGCCGCAAUGGGACGAUGUCAAAGCACGCCAGGACUCGUGGAGUCACGAGGUCGUAUACCAUUGGAGGAGAUGUGGGUUUCACCCGUGGACACAAAGUCCACUCACGCGUACUCGGCUGGCCACUCGUUGUUCUCUCCCAGCCCGAGCCCUGUGACGUCGCGUGGUUUGGCCGGCACAGGGAACAACGUCAACGCGAACAACGUAGCGAGGAGCAUGGAUAGUCCGAUGAGUGCCACUAGCAGCGGCCACAGCAGCGAGGAGCAAACCGCCAGGGCACCGCAAUCCGCGACCGCACCGCCAUCUACCGGCAGACAAUCCACUCACUCUGGUGUGACCGGCAACAGCAUGACUCAAUUAGUCGGCGAAGGUGCCACACCACUUUUAGGAACUAACGAAGCUUUAUUGGCCGAAAUUAAACGCCUUCGGGAACGUCUAAUUUGUUUGGAGUCUGAAAACGCAGCAAUGAGUUCGAAACUAAAUCAACAACAAUGGGAAGUUGAGAAUAGAUUGGCCGAAAUCGAGAUGCAGAUUUGCGGUGCCAGCUCCUCUUCCAGUUUAGAGGACAACAAUGAGAGAAAUCGAGAAAGAUAUGCAGUAGAUGAUAAAGAAGAACUUGAAGAAGCUAGAAUCUCUGGUAGAUCUAGUGAUACAAAAUCAAUUGGUAGCCUCAGUCAACAUUUCUUUGAGAGUGAUGAAGAUGAGAAAUACUAUGGCACUUGUAAUGGUUACGUUUCUCAACCUGGCAGCAAGUCAAAUCUACUGCUAUGCAGUGAAUGUGAUCAGAAAACUCGUACCUGCACGUACAGACCGCAAACGCCUGGCUCUUAUUGUAGUAGAUACGUUGAAGAACGUUUCGACGAUCAACUUCAAGAACCAGGAACUUCUCGCACAUAUAGAAGCCCAAGUCACAUGUCUUCUCCUCGGUCGGUAUAUCAUGAUCAGGAUUAUAGCGGUCAAUCUUCUUCGCCUAAGUCAUUGUAUCGUGAUCAAGAAUAUCAAGCUCGAAGAGGUUGGACGAAAAAAUAUGAACAGGAGCAUGAUCGAAGAGACUAUGAAGACAGAGACCUAAAGCAAGAUGAUGACAGUCCUGUCUGUGAAGUCUGCCAUGGAAAUGGUAAUGUUGUUCAAUGUGAACAUUGUGACUUUUCUAGCGAAGGUGAUUUAAUAUGCUUCCGAUGUCAGAGUGAUGAAGGCUCAUCAAAUGGUCAGAAUUGUCCCCGUUGUGAAAAAAAUGAGAGAAUACUGUCUAGUAGAAUAGGAUCACAAAGGGGUGCAACAUCAUCCAGUGAUGAAGGAAAGUACCCAGUAGAUGCUGUAGUAAAAAUCCAAGUUAAUGACCAUAUGAUUGAUGUAGACUCAGAUGAGACACCUGAAAGUGACUUAUCAAGUAGUCAUCACCACCAGAGAAGUACAAUGGAACGACUAGAUACUAUUGUUGAGGCAAAGGGAGACACUGCCAGUGAAAAUGAUGAGGAAAACGGGGGUACAAAGCUAAAUGGAACUAGUAGCGCAAGAUAUCUCAAUUAUAUGAUCGUACUGUUUCUGUAA